AUGUCAGCUGCCAGAAGCAGAAGCAGCACAGUUCCCCCGCUGACUCUCACCGAGAGCUUCAUGGAGUUUGUGGGACGGCGAAGACCCUCUGAGGCCUGCAGCCUCCUGGCAGUCCCGAACGUCAGCUUCUUGGAUGUGGAUGAGGACGAUGGGGCCGUAAUCAUCCGCAUCAGGCCCAAAUCCUCACCUAUCCCGUCGAGGAAGAGCUCUUUCACGGAUGAAGACUCAGAACCUGAGCCUUCUCUCUCUUGUUCCAGGAGAGUGUCCUUUGCAGACGCCAAAGGCCUCAGUUUGGUGCAAGUGAAGAAGUUUGAUGCAUGGGACUCACCGAACCCCCCCACAUAUGACUCUACAUCGACCGAUGGUCCAGAAAUACAGGAAUUCUUCCUUUUACCUUUAACAUUUUCUCUUCCAGUGCCAGAUAAUGAGCUGGUUGCAAGAGUCCAAGAGCAGAAAAUAGAGCUGGAAACCAUCGAGCUACUUCCAGGGACCACAAUACUCAAAGGAGUGAUCCGUGUUCUGAACAUCUCCUACGAUAAGUCCGUCUAUGUCCGCACCACUUUGGAUGAUUGGUGCACCCACUUUGACCUUCUGGCGGAGUACAUCCCUAGUUCUAGUGACGGUGUGAUGGACGGCUUCUUGUUUAAGCUCACCUUGGCACCUCCGUUCAGGGACCAGAGAGCCAGGGUUGACUUUUGUCUACGGUACGAAACCCCGAUGGGGACAUUCUGGGCUAACAACAACAACAAAAACUAUGUGGUCGUCUGUCAGAAGGACAAAGGACAGAGGGACAACGUGAACAAGAAAAGCUGCCUUAAAACUGUUAGUCAGACUGUCUCCACUGUGGAAAACAUUGCAUCAAAGCCAGUUUCAUCACAGGAAAAUAAAUCAACAGAUGAGUGUGUCGGUGGAUCAGCGGAAGACUUGAGGGAUCUGAAAAUCUCUGAAGGUCGGUCGGAAACAUUGGGCGACGAGGAGCAGAAGCUACUGUGACACGCCGCUUCAAAUGUCAGCCCGCUCAUUUUGCUCAUUGUGCGAGCAAGCUAAAAUUAAACUCCCCUGUUGACGGACAGGUGGAGAGCGGGCAGAGCAGCGGCCGACGGAGGCAGAGGAAAGCUGUGCGGACGGCCCGGGUGAGGGACUACUUCGCCCAG
Nothobranchius furzeri (turquoise killifish) is the source of this 1154-nucleotide messenger RNA. RefSeq names its product protein phosphatase 1, regulatory subunit 3Ab (gene ppp1r3ab). NCBI's taxonomy places the organism in Eukaryota, Metazoa, Chordata, Actinopteri, Cyprinodontiformes, Nothobranchiidae. Gene Ontology annotation, cellular component: protein phosphatase type 1 complex. Gene Ontology annotation, biological process: regulation of glycogen biosynthetic process. The record is from RefSeq and is a predicted model, not a curated record. Gene Ontology annotation, molecular function: glycogen binding; protein phosphatase 1 binding.